UUUUCUUCUCCACCGAUGCUGCCAGACCUGCUGAGUUUUUCCAGGUAAUUCUGUUUUUGUUACAGCCUCACUCAGUUCCCCAGCCGAGGGCGUUUCAGGAAAGCGACAGUGAACCUGCUGGGGCUGUGGAAUCGAAACGCAGCCUCCAGGAAACAUUCGUGACGUUUGGAAAGUGAAAGCGCUUCCGCUGUCCAAAAGGUCGAAAGAGGUAUUCCUGGCCUCAGAAAAUUUGCAUGUGAAAGGAAGCAGUUGAAUCCAUAGGAACAAGCUGGCACACAACAAAAUGGAGAAGUCGCAGACUGGUGGAGGAAUGCCUGACAUCAAGAUCCUCACAGACGUUGAAAAUAGCGCCAUCCUGCUGGCCCAGGACGAUCUGAACCAUUCCUGUGCUAGUGAUCCAAUUCAAAUGAUCAGCCAAGGCAUGAACGAAAUGGGGUUGCCUGCUUCUCAGACUCUUCUCCCUGAAAACUUUAAACUCGACAUUGAACCUGCUGCUAGUUUACAUUUCCAGCCGUUGCUUUCACUAGGAGCUCAAUUUCAAGAUCUGCCAAUCCCAGUGACCUGUGCAGUUCAGCAGCUGGUUCAAGGUAAAGAAUGUCAACCACAGAAAGAGGUGCUGAUAGAGGAAAUGCCUGUGCAGGAUCCUACACCCACCACAAGUUUUUCAACUAACCAAGGGCAACGCAAGCGUUUGGCUGAAACACCAAUCAAUGAAAGCAUGCCAAAAAGAAAACGGAAUCUUUCAACCCCUCCUCCAAAAGUAUCAUCAAUAAACACUCUCAGUACAGGCUGUACCUACACGAUAAAAAGCAGCCCUGUACCAAAUCGGAUGAGCACUGGUCACUUCUCAGCAUGGGGCGUAGAAGAUGAUGAAGUUCUAUAUUACAUGCAGAAAGAUACCAAUGAUGGCCAACCUGAGGACAUUGCAUUCAUUCCAACAUCUUGUCAAAAAGCAUCAAAGUCAUCACAAAGUUUCCAGAAUUCCAGGGACAACUGCGAAAACCAAAAAAACCCAGCAAUCCAGAGCAACAAAAAACAUAAGCACCCUGCAACUUGGAUGAAGACUAACACAAGAACAAACCCAAAGACUUUGUUUUAUACUCACUUCAGUGAAAAGCUACUCAACACGCCUGAUACCAGUUUGCAGAAAGAAACCAAUGACUGUGAUGGGAAAAACCCUCCCAAUUCACCAGAGAUAUGGAUUUGCGAUACAUGUUCGUUAUCAAAUAAAGCUCCGGCGGUGAGAUGUAGGGGCUGUGAUGUACUGAAAUACGGAGUUAUACUGCAGAGCUGUAAAAGGAUCCAGUCAAAUGAAAUGAGCACCAACAGAAGAAGAAGUGACAACAUAUGCAGGGUGGAAGGCGAUAGAAUAACAACCCCUCAGGUUCCCGGUGUAACAGAGAUGUCUCCGUCCUUGGCGACCUCCUCCUCUUCUCACAUGAUCGAUGUCAUUUGCUCUGUCCCACAAAUGUACCCUUCAGCUGGUUCUUCACCCACAAGUACUGAAGAGAGAAUGACAAUGGAAUUUCUUCCAAAUGGCACAGUCUGUGCAACCGUUCUCCAACCCACUGAAAUAAACACUACUGCUUUGUUGUCAUCUGUGCCCGCUGGAACUAAACCUGAUGAAAUAUUGUUUCAUGCUACAUCACCUCCUGUAAAACCAACACUACAGGAUGUCAACAAGGAGAACAAUGCCUUAGAUCCAGGUGUGUGA
Carcharodon carcharias (great white shark) is the source of this 1714-nucleotide messenger RNA. RefSeq lists its product as uncharacterized. NCBI's taxonomy places the organism in Eukaryota, Metazoa, Chordata, Chondrichthyes, Lamniformes, Lamnidae. The record is from RefSeq and is a predicted model, not a curated record. The transcript has 10 exons. The coding region runs from base 284 to 1714 and encodes 476 amino acids.